Molecule: messenger RNA, 1491 nt
Organism: Zophobas morio
Lineage: Eukaryota; Metazoa; Arthropoda; Insecta; Coleoptera; Tenebrionidae
Gene: Arf79F
Product: ADP-ribosylation factor 1
Exons: 4
Coding region: 110-658 (182 amino acids)
Biological process (GO): vesicle-mediated transport; intracellular protein transport
Cellular component (GO): cytoplasm; plasma membrane
Molecular function (GO): GTP binding; GTPase activity
Source: RefSeq, a predicted model, not a curated record
UUCGAAGGGCGAGUCCGGGUAUGGCAUUGCCCAGUUUCUGAAAAGGAAAAGCGGGAAGACGGAAUUUUCGCCGAUUUCUGGACUCACAGGUUACUUAUAAGCAGCCAACAUGGGGAACGUGUUUGCGAAUUUAUUUAAAGGCCUCUUCGGCAAAAAGGAAAUGAGGAUAUUGAUGGUAGGAUUAGACGCUGCUGGUAAAACCACAAUUUUAUAUAAACUUAAAUUAGGAGAAAUUGUUACUACUAUUCCCACUAUUGGAUUUAACGUCGAAACUGUAGAAUAUAAGAACAUCAGCUUCACAGUGUGGGACGUUGGUGGUCAGGACAAAAUUAGGCCGCUAUGGAGACACUAUUUCCAAAAUACACAGGGCCUAAUCUUCGUAGUGGACAGCAACGAUAGGGAGCGUAUAGGCGAGGCGAAAGACGAGCUUAUGCGCAUGCUGGCCGAGGACGAGCUUCGAGAUGCCGUUUUGUUGAUCUUCGCGAACAAGCAGGAUUUACCGAACGCAAUGAACGCAGCGGAGAUUACGGAUAAGUUGGGACUGCACUCGUUGAGAAAUCGCAACUGGUAUAUACAGGCGACCUGUGCGACUAGCGGAGAUGGGUUAUACGAGGGUCUGGACUGGCUCUCAAACCAACUGAAGAAUGCCAACCGUUAAAAGUGCAGUGUUUGAUUAUUUUUCAUUUUUGUUCUGAAGCAAUCACAUAAAAAUUGUUGUGAUUGGGACUCUGUCAAUGUUACUAUACCAUAUGUUGCAAUUACAACUGUCACAUCCACUGUUUGUCGAACAUACUCUCUCUUAAUAAAUUCGUUCAACGUGGUUUGGAUUUUUUUCUAGGUAGGUAUGGCGGACAAACAGUCUCACCCCAGGCAUGGCACUUUUUCUGUCGGUAGUUUUUUUUAUUUAUAGCUUGUACAGUAGUUUCGCGUGAUGUUUUAUUUGUAACAUAUGGUAAGUUCCAUGUUCAUCAUAGGACGUCUUUUAUUGAGCACAGCUCAAAACAUUUUAUUGUUUACUUGCUGGUUAUUUUUCUUUCUUCCAUUAUCCGUCAUUCAUGUUUGAUAGCCGUUACUGAAGGUAGUUUUUUUUCAUUUUGACAAACAGCGGAGCGCAAUGGUUUAUAAAUAAAACAAAAUACAUAAAUAAAUAUUGGCUGAUCAGUCUCGUCAACAUUCCCGUUUGUCAUCAUACUGUAUUAUGAAAUAAAUUUAUAUUAUUAACUUAUUGUCUAUAAUUUAAUAAAUUUUAAUCAACAUGUUUUCUUUUAUUAUUACGUUUCAAAGACUCUAACACGAAACAUGUUAAUUAAAAUCUGUGUUUGGAGAUCUGCAACAACUAUUGGAAUUCUGUACAAUGGUGGAAAACGAAUUUGUUUUCAGCUAAUAUAGUUAGUUAAUAUUAAUUACUGAAACUAUUUUAGGUAUCGCUUUUGCGAUUAUGUAUGAAUGUCAAUCAUGUGAAAUAUAUUGUAUUGUGCUUGAUUGGUAAAA